UUAAAGUCCGUUCCGGUAUAUCACCCAUCCUUGACUUGCUGCUGCCUUAUCACGAUAAAAACUCAAACCUCCCACUCUUCAAUUUCUCAAAAAAUCCUCAAUAAAAACACUCAACAGCAGUAAAACCGUACGUUUCUGAGCGCCAACAUGUCCUCCAAAGGACCUCCAAUCACGAAACUCAUCGUGGAAACUUCGCUCGAAUCGGCCGAUUACGACGGAGUUCUUUUGGUUUCAUCUCCUGGUCAGGAAAUCAAAGCGACGAAACUUGCUGGAGUCCUCCGGGAUGCCCUCCUCCUGGAUCCGACCCUGGAAUCGGAAAUUGCAAUUCUGCCGGUUCCGGGUCUAGCGGCGAAGCGAUUGGUGCAUUCGCCCACCGGAAAAAUCGAUCCCGAUUACGAUGACGUCAGAGUGUUGAAAAAUGCAGCUUUGAAAGGCAUGAAAAGGGCGCUCAAAGCGGGAAUUUCGAAACCGUUGCUUGUUUUGGAGGAGACGACCAGAUUCGAAAACGGGGAUUUGGUGACCUUGUUGGGAGCCUUGGAAGCGGUAUACGUGCCAAUUCAAGUGCGUGAGCACGACCCGACCAAACCACCAAUAAAACACCUGGGGGUCUUCUCCACAAACCCGGACAAAACCAAAGGUUUGGUGCACCUGGCCACCAUCCUUGAAAGUGGCCGGCGGGUUGCGUGCGAUAUUGGGGGCGCAGACCCGGAACGGAUGUCACCCCCCAACGUCGAAAAGUACAUCCUCGACGUCUUUUCCGGAAGCAAUAUUAAAGUCCAGGUGGUUAAAGACCCGGAACAGUUCACUCGGGAGUAUCCGCUCUUUGAGGCAGUCAACCGGGCCGCUUCCGGAGUCACACGCCACCAAGGACGUAUCGUUUUCCUGGAGUAUUCGCCUCCGGAUCCGGCCCAAGUCAAGGAAACUGUCUACCUUGUCGGGAAGGGUGUCACUUAUGAUACGGGGGGUAUUGAUGUUAAGAUUAACGGUGCCAUGGUGGGGAUGUCAAGGGAUAAAUGUGGCGCCGCCGCCGUCGUGGGAUUCCUCCAGGUGGUCAGAUUACUACAACCGAAAAAUGUCAAGGUUGUGGCUGGGGUCAGUCUAGUCCGGAAUAGCAUAGGGUCAAAUGGUUACGUCGCAGAUGAGGUCAUAACGGCCAGGUCCGGAGCUCGAGUCCGGGUGGGAAAUACGGACGCGGAAGGAAGAAUGGUCAUGGCCGAUGUUUUGUGCAAGAUGAAGGAGUUGGCUGUGGAUGCCGUCAAUCCGCAUCUUUUCACCGUCGCGACGCUCACAGGACACGCUUUUCUAACAGUCGGCGAGGGAUAUUCGAUUGUGAUGGACAACGGUCCGGCUCUAAAAUCCGGAAAUUCGAUCCGGUUGCAAACCGCCGGCGACUUGAUCGGCGACAUUUUCGAAAUCUCCCGGAUCCGAUCCGAAGACUUUGCACAGCAUCGUGGCGAAGCUUUCGGUGACGAUAUCAAGCAGGCCAACAAUCAGCCAUCAUCAAGGACACCGAGAGGACACCAAGGACCUGCCGCAUUCCUGAUCCUCGCAGCUGGAUUGGAGACGCACGGAUCAGGAAGUGGGAAGCCCCUGAAAUACAGCCAUCUUGAUAUCGCCGCUUCGGCGGGGGAAUUCCCCAAACCGGCCACAGGGGCUCCGGUUUUGGCACUGGCUAAGGCAUUUCUGUUGAAUUAAUUAUUCGUACUUAAUAAAGCUCAUUUUCAUGCAAAAGCUCACGUACACUUUGGAUUCUUGACUUUUGGGUGCGGUGGCACUGUGUGCUAUUUUUAGGUCGAACUAUUUUAAUUAAUAUUAAACGUUUUUUUUCUUU
Tribolium castaneum (red flour beetle) is the source of this 1831-nucleotide messenger RNA. RefSeq names its product Dipeptidase B (gene Dip-B). Lineage: Eukaryota; Metazoa; Arthropoda; Insecta; Coleoptera; Tenebrionidae. The record is from RefSeq and is a predicted model, not a curated record. Gene Ontology annotation, biological process: proteolysis. The transcript has 6 exons. Gene Ontology annotation, molecular function: manganese ion binding; metalloaminopeptidase activity. Bases 148 to 1695 code for a protein of 515 amino acids. Gene Ontology annotation, cellular component: cytoplasm.